AUGACGACGCUUAUGUGCGUCGAAUGCGAGGAUACGGCGGCUACUGUACGCUGUGACGAUUGCAAGGAUUUGUACUGUCCGCUUUGCUUUGCAGCGCAGCAUCACGCUGGCUCCAGGUUGCGUCAUACGAAGACAGAUAUGCCAGAAAACUCCAUCAACGUUACUCCCCGUAUUAACGUUUGUCCGUUGCCUCUACAAGAGUCUUUUCCGUCUUCUUUAGAGCUGGAACGGAUUCCUCUUCCAUCUAUAAAACUUUCUCCUUCUCCUGUAAAGUCCUUAGUUAAUAAUAAUGCGCCUGUGACGAGCAAAUUGGAGGACGACGAUGACGAGUUAAUGCACGAGAUCGAAGAGAUGCCAUCGGCAUUAAUGAAGGAAGCAGCGUACAUUCCAUUACGACUUAAUGAGGACGAACGUUUGCUGCUCAACUUGCUGGAUGCAGCGCUCAAUGUCAGUGAGUACACGGACAAGGUGGACGUCUUGUCCUACCGCUCGCCUGUGAAGCGCGUUAUUUACGAACUGAACGAAACGUUUGGCGAACUCUCGGGUCUAAUGAUUGCUAAUGACUUUCGUCAAGGUCGUCGACUUGUGCAGGACAAAAACUUUAAGGACAAUGAGGAUUUUUUUCGCCAAGUGUUUGAGAUUGGACGACGCUAUAAAGUGAUGAACCCUGAAUGCAUGCGAAACAACUACGGCAAGAUGAUUUACUUGCUGCAGGAUGCCAACCUGCGGGAGAUUAGAACCUAUCUCGGUUUCUCGUGCGUAGCACCAAUUAAGACGGUGGCAUCUUUGCUGGAGGAACGACACGCACUUGACAUGCUGCGUGACAAACGCUGUGACGUGGCGACGUCUGUGGCUGCCAUGAACGCUGACUUGCUUGCUGACCCAGAAGCAUUGCGGCACUUUUCUCAUGGCAAGCAGCAGGCUAUUGACGAGCUGGUGCGUGACUACUCGUCAGCUUCGUUGUCGGAAGAGGAGAUUCGUCUAUGUCUGGCAUCGAUUUCUGACAGCCAGAGCUAUUUGGCAUCCAACAGAUCACCUAUUACGCGUAUGGUGGAGUAUUUAGAAAAGUUUUUUAAACCAGAGAAGGCUGAACCAGGUCUUAGCCUUGAGAUACGGGCCGGUAGGAAUGGUGCGCGACUUAGUCACAGCCACGCUACUCAGUACGAGUACGUCUUGCAGUCGUUGCUGCUUUGGAAGAAUAUUACGACAUCGAUGCUGCAUCUGUGGUGGGUUGUGGAGGAGGACUUGCUUCGCGGCAGCAUCUAUCGGCUUCGUGAUACCGGUCAGGGUCUUAACCGCAUGCAGCAUGCGCCCAAGACGUCUCAUUUGGUGCACACGAUUUUGCAUCACACGCAAAAGAUGCGCCCGCGUUGGGUAGGCUCCUCAGCGGUUCAUCUCGGUGACCACAACGUGCCCAAUGCGCUCAUGUUCAUCGAUAAGUACACACAGAUCUCGCGUAUAUUAAGUCCGAUCGUGAAUACGGUGCAUGACAUUCCAGCGCUCGCAGUACAGCCCAAUACGCGCGCGUACAUUGAGGGUAGCUUUGGUGGUGCCGAGACACUUCAGAAAGAAAUCCUGUGCGACUUUUUCAAACACGGAUUUGAUGGUAGUGGUGCAGACAAUUUUUUUGACGCAGGUUCCUGUAUUGACGGGCGUCUUACUAGUGCCUGGAAUUGGUGUUCUCGGAUAGAAAAGAAGACCUUCUUCCAUGUGUUUCUCAUGGCUGGAUUUGUCGGCUUUGAUGGACACUUUGAGAAGUAA
Messenger RNA from Peronospora farinosa, 1761 nucleotides. Lineage: Eukaryota; Oomycota; Peronosporomycetes; Peronosporales; Peronosporaceae. The record is from the annotation of a GenBank genome assembly.